Molecule: messenger RNA, 2918 nt
Organism: Parasteatoda tepidariorum (common house spider)
Lineage: Eukaryota; Metazoa; Arthropoda; Arachnida; Araneae; Theridiidae
Source: RefSeq, a predicted model, not a curated record
UAUUUUCAUUGCCCUAGGUUUUUCUUAUUUUAGCCUAUCAAGACAAAGAUCCAUCAUCUAUACCAUUUACAAAAGAUUUGCUGAGGAAGUAUCUUCUCCAUUUAGUACGCAAUGAUCGUUUAUCCGAUGUUGCCGAAGAUGUUUUGCUGCAUGCCGUGUACACUGAAUAUGUUUAUGAGCAUGGGACAACUUCAAAUCACAAAAAGAAAAGAAAAGAACAGCAAAAAAUGAGCAAUGGCACACUUCUUUAUCAUGAUAAUCAGUCUUCAGUAUUACCAGAUAUUAGAACUCUAGGAAAGAUUAUCAGUGAUAUUGACCUUAAAGCACCAUCUGUAAAGUUAGUGAACUUACUGGCACUUCAUCCUAACACAUCAGUCUACAUGUAUGAGUUCGAUUAUGCUAGCUCUGAUGACGUCAUCGUCUCUAAGUAUGUAGGUGCGAAAAAUGAGUGGGUAGGUUCUUACCAUGAAAGUGAACUUUAUUACAUUUUUGGCUUUCCACACAUGAAUCUGAGUAAUGCUUUAAGACUACCACAAGACAGAGAAGUAUCCGAUAUAAUGAUCCAACUGUGGACAGACUUCGCAAAAACAAGUAAUCCAACUCCAAAGAAGACAGAUCUCAAUAAUGUGGUUAAAAAUUUCACUUGGACACCGUAUACAGAAGACGAAGAUUGUUUUGCUACUUUGGGCCUACAACCAUUCAUUGCCCGUUCAUAUGAGACAGAAAGAAUGUCAUUUUGGAAUCAUUUUAUUCCACUGUUCACCGAAUAUCCGAUUCACAUAACUUCCAAUCGUAGUGAAAGCAGCAGCACAGCUGAAAAUUGCACAGCAGAUAUAUUCGUGCUGUUCGCAUACAUUGGUUGGAUACUUUUCUUCAUUUGCUUUCUUUGCCUAUCUGCGAUGAUGUAUUUAUACUUCUGUGGAAGGAUCAAAAUGAACGCCAUGCAGAAUUUGGCCAUCCCUGUUUGACACUUGAGAAAGUGUCGCGACGAUCAGAAAAUGUGCACAUCACUAUUAUGAUGGAGAUAAAUUGAAGUGAAAUGAAGAGGUUUCGGGAAAUUUUAUAUUGAAAUGAGAAGACAUAAGUGAAAAUGUUAAUGUCCUUGUUCGAACUUGCUUAUAAUCUAAAAUCAUGCAACUGUAAAAAAAAAAUCGAAUUAUGGAAACAUAUCGAAUUAUCGCCUAAAUAGUAUAAAGCGUUUUUAAUCUAUUUAAGAACAAUAUUAUAUACAUAAUACUCUAAAGCUUUAUGUAGUCGAGUUUUUUUUCUAGUGUGCAAACUGAGCUUCUAUUUUUCCUUUAACAGUCAGUGCACAAAGUUUUAAAGGAAAAAAAAGAAUAUCAAUUAAAUGCAUACAUUGACAAUGCAGGAUUCAAACAAAGCAAAACGAAUGCAGCUGCAGUACUAACAGACUGGUAUUAAUACAUAUUCGUUACAUAUUCGUAUGGAAACUCUUUAAACCAUAUCAACAUUUUGUAUUCUAUAUCCUGAACACAUUGGCUUUAAAUAUACUCUGUAUAUGUAUAAGGAUAUGAAAUAACACUUCAUAAAUAAAUGUAAUAAUACUUCGUAAGAUAUCAGAAAUAAUACUUUGUAAAUAUCAUAUAAGCUCUUUAAAUAGUAACAGUAUUUGGUAAUCUUAAAUCUAAACAUGCUGGUAUUAAUAAUACUUAUACAUACUUUUAAAAUCAUAUAAACAUUUUGUUAUCAAAAUCCUGAACACGCUGGUAUUAGUAAUACUUUAAGCAUAUGAAGGGUAAUACUUCGUACAGACAUGAAGAUAUGAAAUUAUACUUUGAUACGUAUAUGAUGGAAAGUCUUUAAAUAAUGCUAUUAUUUUGUAAACUAAUUGUAACUAAUUUUUAAAAAAUUUAUGUCAUCAAUACAUAGGGAUUUUCAAACUACGGCUCAUGAAUUUCAGCAACAGAUCUGACAUGCAAGUUAUUGACUUGCGAUCACGAGAACAACUUUCGCUACAAGCAUACCCGUAAAUAGCAUAACUUAUUAGUUAUAACAUGCACUGAUUAAUAAGUCACACGGAUAUUUCACUCCCACAAAAUUAUACUAGAAGUAAAAAAAGUCAGUUUCUUUUUUUCUCAUUUGCUGGUAAGCCUCCAUUCGAUAGUUUUUCUCGUGACGAUAAAUCAAUAUCUGGUCCACUUCUCUUUAUUUUUAUUGUAUUUUUAUAUCCAAUAAAGAUAGUAAUUCUUACAAAUAUUAGUCUGAAAUAAUCCAAUACUUAGUGAAGUGGAAUAUAGUAAUUUUAAUUGUUUGAAAUUUGUCUCAUAAACUCUCUUACUACAAUAUAUUGGUACGGUAAGCUAAUUAGCAAUCAAUUAAGUAAAAUUACACAAAAUGUUUUGCCAGGAGAGAGAAAAGAGUAUUUAAAUGCCCUAGAAAAUGCUUUGUGGAAAGAGUACGGGAGAAAUGUACUUUUGAUCGCCGGCUGGGAUCGAACCAGGAACUUCUGGGUACGUAGCUGAAUCGGAACCACCACGAAAAAGGGCUGUACACCUUUCUAUAGCAGCAACCACACACUCCCCAUCCAGUGAACGAGAAAUUAUGACUCGUAUUCAUUCAUGUAAAAGGUUCACGUGAUUGAGAGGUCACUUCGUCGUCAUUCAAGAGUAGUUUUGUCCUUGACGUUGUUUAAGAUCCAGGUUUGCUUACCAAAGUGGAAGGAAGUCAAGUGAUGUUUUGCUGCUAUCUGUCAAGUAGUUAGAUAGUCGAUUGUUCGUUGUCGCUAAUGUUGAGAAGUGCCGGGGGUGACAGUUGCUUGUCACCGGUUGGGAAUCGAACCAGGAACUUCUGGGUGCGAAGCUGGGUCGGAACCAUCAUGAAAGAGGGUGUACACCUUUCCAGAUUUCUAUAGCAGCAGCAGCACACACCCCUUCCAGUGAACGAGAAAUUAUGACUCG